Staurois parvus is the source of this 465-nucleotide messenger RNA. The record is from the annotation of a GenBank genome assembly. Lineage: Eukaryota; Metazoa; Chordata; Amphibia; Anura; Ranidae.
AGGAGACUGACAGAGACUGCAGACACAGUACAGGAGAUGACCAGAGACUGCGGACACAGUACAGGGGAUGACCAGAGACUGCGGACAGUACAGGGGAUGACCAGAGACUGCGGACACAGGACAGGAGAUGACCAGAGACUGUGGACACAGUACAGGGGAUGACCAGAGACUGCGGACACAGGACAGGAGAUGGCCAGAGACUGCGGACACAGUACAGGAGAUGGCCAGAGACUGCGGACACAGUGCAGGAGAUGACCAGAGACUGCGGACACAGUACAGGAGAUGACCAGAGACUGCGACACAGUGCAGGAGAUGACCAGAGACUGCGGAUACAGUACAGGAGAUGACCAGAGACUGCGGACAUAGUACAGGAGAUGACCAUAGACUGCGGACACAGUACAGGAGAUGACCAGAGACUGCGGACAUAGUACAGGAGAUGACCAGAGACUGCGGACACAGUACAGG